UUUUUGACACGCCUUCGUGUUGUUCAUCAGUUAUUACUUCCUUUAUCAAAUAUUUAGUGUUAUUUUAAUGUUAAGUGUGUGAAUAUAAGUGUAUAUCUUAAUCAUUAGUUAAGUGCAUUUUUAAAUCAGGUUUAAAACCCUAAUAUUAUCUCCAAAUAACAGCAACGAUGGCAACUAUGACGGAUCCCUACGGUACGACCGGGCAGCUAACCCUGAAAUGGGACCCCAAGAACUUGGAAAUCAGGACGAUGUCAGUGGAAAGGACUUUGGAACCGCUGGUGUUGCAAGUGACCACACUCGUGAAUAGCAAGGACAAGUCGGCCAAGAAAAAGAGACCCGGCAAAUCGAAACGGGCCAGUGCCCUGGUCGCGACCGUGGAACGAGCGACGGAGAUAUUCAUAGAGCGCGGGCAGACGAUCGCCUACGAGAACCCCGAGAUCACGCAGGAGAUGCUCGCCGCUGUGGAGGAGGUGCGGAAAGCUGGCGCGGCGAUGAGCCUGGCGGCGCGCGAGUUCUCGGAGGAGCCGUGCGCGUCGUCCGUGCGCUCGGGCAUGGUGCGCGCCGCGCGCAGCCUGCUGUCGGCCGUCACCCGCCUGCUCAUCCUGGCCGACAUGGUGGACGUGCACCUGCUGCUGUCCAACCUGCGCACCGUGGAGAACGAUCUAGAUAAGCUGAAGUCCGCGUCGUCUCAGUCCGAGCUCCUGGAGUCGGCUCGUCAGUUCGGCAGGUCCGCGAACGAGCUGGCCGCUCAGGCUGCGAGACGCCAGAAGGAGCUGAAGGAGCCGAGGAUGAAGGACGAGCUGGCAGCCGCGAGGGCUGUCCUGAAGAAGCAUUCGACCAUGUUGCUCACGGCUUCAAAGGUGUACGUGCGGCACCCCGAGCUGGCGGCGGCGAAGGCCAACCGCGACUUCGUGCUGCGCGCCGUGUGCUCCGCCGUCGACACCAUCGCCGCCGUCGCGCGCGGACGGGCGCUCCCCGCCGCCGGUUCGAACCGCGUGCCCGUGGAAGGUCCGGGCGAGCUCGCGCAGGCGCUAGACGACUUCGAUGAGCGUAUGGUGAUGGAACCGCUCGCGUACUCCGAGCUGCGCACCAGACCCUCGCUGGAGGAGCGGCUCGAGUCAAUCAUCUCCGGAGCCGCGCUCAUGGCGGACAGCUCCUGCACCAGAGACGAGCGUCGCGAGCGCAUCGUGGCCGAAUGUAACGCGGUCAGGCAAGCCUUACAGGAUCUACUACACGAGUAUAUGAACAAUGCGGGGCGCGCCGAGCAGUCGGAGGGGCUGGAGCGCGCGCUGGAGCAGAUGUGCCGCAAGACGCGCGACCUGCGCCGGCAGCUGCGGAAGGCCGUCGUGGACCACGUGUCCGACAGCUUUCUGGAGACGAACGUGCCGCUGCUGGUGCUGCUGGAGGCGGCUCGCAGCGGCAACGAGAAGGAGGUGGAGGAGUACGCCGUCGUGUUCACCGAGCACGCCAACAAGCUCGUGGAGGUCGCCAACCUCGUGUGCUCGAUGUCCAACAACGCGGACGGCGUGAAGAUGGUCCGCCACGCGGCGGCGGCGCUGGCGGCGCUGGGCGCGCAGGUGCUCAACGCGGCGCGCGUGCUGGCGGCGCGCAGCCGCUCGCGCGUCGCGCAGGACAACGCGGGCGCCUUCGCGCGCGCCUGGGAGGCCGCCGUGCGCCUGCUCACCGACGCCGUGGACGACGUCACCACCGUCGACGACUUCCUCGCCGUCAGCGAGAACCACAUCCUGGAGGACGUGAACAAGUGCGUGGUGGCGCUGCAGGAGGGGGACCCAGACUCGCUCGAGCGGACCGCCGGCGCCAUCCGCGGGCGGGCCAACAGGGUGUGUUCCGUCGUGACCCAAGAGAUGGACAACUACGAGCCCUGUAUAUACACGAAGCGCGUGCUGGAGGCGGUCACCGUGUUACGAGAUCAGGUGAUGUCAAAGUUCGCCGUCCGAGUCGACGCAGCGGUGUCCGCGCUCGGAGACGGCGCGGGCGCAGGUCUCGACGAGAACGACUUUAUUGACGCCUCGCGUCUCGUGUACGACGCGGUCCGUGAGAUACGACGCGCCGUGCUCAUGAACAGGACGAGCGAUGAUCUCGACACUGAUACCGAGUUUGAGCCGGUCGAAGAUAUGACGAUGGAAACCAGGAGCCGCUCGAGCGCUCACACCGGCGAGCACGGUGUUGAUGAAUACCCGGAUAUUAGCGGCAUUACUAACGCCAGGGAGGCGAUGCGUAAGAUGACGGAAGAGGACAAACGUAAGAUCCUCCAGCAAGUUGAACUCUUCAGGCGCGAGAAGAUGACGUUCGACAACGAAGUGGCGAAGUGGGACGACGCCGGCAACGACAUCAUCAUGCUCGCGAAGCACAUGUGCAUGAUCAUGCUCGAAAUGACGGACUUCACGAGAGGCCGGGGCCCGCUCAAGACGACGAUGGACGUCAUCAACGCCGCUAAGAAGAUAUCCGAGGCUGGCACCAAGCUGGACAAGCUCACGCGAGAGAUUGCUGAACAGUGUCCCGAGUCAUCGACGAAGCAGGACCUGCUGGCGUACCUGCAGCGUAUCGCGCUGUACUGCCACCAGAUACAAAUCACCAGCAAGGUGAAGGCCGACGUGCAGAAUAUCUCCGGGGAGCUCAUCGUUAGCGGGCUCGACAGCGCGACGUCGCUAAUCCAGGCGGCCAAGAAUCUGAUGAACGCGGUCGUGCUCACCGUGAAGGCGUCCUACGUCGCCUCCACCAAGUACACCAGACAGGGCACCAUCGCAUCGCCGAUAGUAGUGUGGCGUAUGAAGGCGCCCGAGAAGAAGCCGCUGAUACGUCCCGAGAAGCCGGAGGAGGUUAGGGCGAAGGUUCGCCGCGGCAGCCAGAAGAAGCAGCCCAGCCCCAUACACGCGCUGGCUGAGUUCCAGAGCCCCGCCGACAGCGUCUAAUCGCGUUGAAGUUUUUUAUAUAUUUAAAGGAACGUGAUUUUAUUUAUUAUUAAUAAAUAUAUGUUAAUUAUGUAUAUGAUAUGUACGUGUCACUCAUAUCGCUGUCUCGUUCACACCUAUGUACCGUCACCGAAUAGGCGAAUAUUCGAAACAUUCGUACAAAACAUUCUUACUUAAAUAAAAUUUGUAAAAUUAUUCUCUGUCUUGUUCUCACGAUUGUGAAAUCGGUGGUGAUAGAAAGAGAGAUGGCUAGUUUGUAUAUUAUAUAUAGUGAAGAUGUUAUAUAAUGUCCGGGUGAGAGAAUGCGUUCCUGACAUGUCUGUCGAAUGAAUAUAAUUUAUUAAAUAAAUAAGCGGAUUGGCAUAUAUAUCACCUGAUGGUAAGUCUGGUGAUCACCUGAUGCCUGUAGUUACACUGUCUCACUCACACUUCAACUAUCAGCAAUACUAACUAUUUUUGGCGGCAGAAUAUCUGAUGAGUGGGUGGUAACCACCCAGACGGCUAGCAAAGCCCUACCACCUAUCCGAUUGUUAUCAGUGUAACCUCUAUGUAUAAAUAGACAAUAAUGAAAUACUACAGUACCUCGUUUUCGUCUGUCGGUCUAAGCAAGUGUUUUUGCGUGGUAGCUCUAAAACGAAAAUAUAUAUCAUUAUUUUCAAUUUACAAUAAAUUUUCGCAUUGAAUUUCAUUUUAAAUAAAUAAAUAAGAAAAUAUUUUUUUGAUGUGUAAACAUUUGAACACUGUAAACACUGAUGACGUCAGCGUGAGAUUCGUUACUGUGUGCGUGAGAUCAGCACACGUACACGCGUUUGCACGUCAAUUUUCGUGAUUACAUUACACAAAUCAUUUUUUUUUAUACAUACUGUCUCGGGGUUAUUAAUAUUACCAGCCGAUAGACGUCAGGAACGCGAGGGCGAUUCAUUUAAGUGGGGGGGGGGGUUGUUACGAGUAUCUAACGUGUUCGAAAUUCAUUUUUAAAAAGUCAAUUCUAGUAACUUUAUAAGUCUAUGUACAAUUAAAUAUUCGCCCUCUUAAUGUAUCGCUCGUAUUAAUUAUUUAUAUUUAUAACCGUUUCUCUUUCUAACUGUUUGUUAUAUACAGAGCAGAUACGAUGUGGUCGUUUUUAUGUUUUAUUAUUAUUAUAUAACAUCCCCGUUAUGUUUAGUUAGUACAACAAUAUAUGUGUAAACAAUAGACAUAGCAAACAUUUGACAAACUUUAGAUAAACAUUUGACAAACUUUGGAUAAACAAAUGACAAACUUUGAAUAAACAAUUGACAAACAUUUGACAAACUUUGGAUAAACAAUUGACAAACAUUUGACAAACUUCGGGUAAACAAUAGACUAACAUUUGACAAACUUUGGAUAAACAAAUGACAAACUGAAUAAACAAUUGACAAACAUUUGACAAACUUUGGAUAAACAAUUGACAAACAUUUGACAAACUUCGGGUAAACAAUAGACUAACAUUUGACAAACUUUGGAUAAACAGUGACAAAUAUUGGGUAAACAUUUGACCAAAUACAAAGUUAUGAAACAAGUAUUUAUGUUAUUAAAAAAAAAUGUUUUUUUUUCAUUUAAUUUAAAUUUAAUGCAACAAAAAGACAAAUAUACAUAAAUACAAGUUUUAUUAAUAGGCUACGAUUUUUAAGUUAAUUAUUUAAAAUGUAUUUUUGGUUUAAUUCGUACAAAAUUCGCUUAUUAUUUAACAAAGUUCAGUAUAUUAUAUAAAAUAUACAAAAUUAUAACAAAUAUAAUAUUAGGAUCGUGUGACUAAUAUGGCUGAUACAGAAUGUCUGAUUUUGUCCAAUAUGGCCGCAAUUUCAAAUAAAAAAAAUCACUUAAAACGGCCAAGAUAUAAAAGGUUACUAGUAUUGUAGUUUUCAAUUUUCUAUUUAUAAUUCGUAUUAUUGUAAGGAAUUCAUUUCGGGUGAAAUUGUCACACUGACCAUGUCCCACUGCUGGGCUAAGGCCUUCUCCUUGGAGGAGGCUUGAAGGCUAUGAGGCCGCAGAUACCGAGGUCUUGAGUUCAAACCCCGGGUCGGGACAAUAAAAGACAAAACAGUUACAUUACAAUAUCCUUUCCUUGCCUUUUUUAAUAAUGAUUUCUACAUACGGUACCGAUGACAAAACAAUAAAAAAUUAUCAUUUUACUAAAUAAUUUAAUAAACGUGUGUUUCUUGAAUUAUAUAUGAUAUAUAAAUAAAAAUAAUAUUACAUAUAUACAUUUUUAUGUAAAAAAAAAUACAUAGCCAUUAUAUCAUACUCAUUACAUAGCAUAUGAACUUAGUGAAAUUGUCUGCUCCAUCAUGGCGAAUCCGCCAUAUUGAAUAUGUCUGAUGCCAUAUACAUUUUCGUCAAUUACAUUUUGACAUUACUCUUUAUAGUAGCAAAAUUGUAACGAUUAUUAAUAAAAAAAAAAAACUUUUUAUUAUCUAUUUAUACGUGUAACCCGAUUGGAAUGAAUCCUUUGCUUUAUAUGAAAAUAAAUUAAUAAUGUUCGAGAAGAAUUAAAUAUAAACAAAUUAAUGGUAAAUUUCUAAGCAAACGCGUAUAUACUGACGCCAAUACAUUACCCUUAUAUAUACAUAACGCUUAUAAACAUAUAAACAAAUAGCAACUAUAUCUGUCACCGAGCGUCUUUAUUGUAAACGGUCGUUCCAACGAAUGGGACAAAAUGUAAACAAACCUUGACAAUUAAAUGUUAAAUUUCAGUUUAAAUUGAAAUAAAUUUAAUAUUAUAAAAGUUAGCCAUGUGUUGCAUCUAGCAAUAAUUUAAAGUAAUUACAGGCACGAGGGAAAUAACAUCUUAGUUCCCAAGGCUGGUGGCGCAUUGGCGAUGUAAGCGAUAGUUGACAUUUCUUACAAUGCCAAUGUCUAUGAGCGUUGGUGACCACUUACUGAACUCUUUCCGGUCGUGUCGGAUUGCCGUCCCAUCGGACUAUGAGAGCUAAGGAAUAGAGAGUGCACCUGUGUUUGCGCACACACUCGUGCACUAUAAUGUCUCCUGCGAAGUUGGCUAAUCUCUUUUGAAAUCGGUUAAGUUAUAGGUUAAUCGGAAAAGUUACGUCUAAAGAUUAAUUGGACGUCAUUUUGUUUACAUUCUGUUUCAUUCCAAACGGGAUAUUUUGAUUGGUUUUGCACUGAUUUAAUAUUUAUAAAGAUUCAACGAAGUUAUAUACUGUAUAAGGCUAUAUCGUAAAUUUAAAAGCGCCAAAAUGUCUUUCUGGCAUAUAGACAUAGUUUUCGUAUUAUUAUAACGCAUUUUAUAUCCGAUUUUAAUGUGAAAAAAAAACUCUUUAAAUUUUGAAGGUAUUAUAUUUUAAUCUGUGGUAAGGUGUAAGGUUUAAUGGCUCGAACAUAACCGAUACAGUUGUGUGGUUGAUGAAAAGUAUUAGAAAGAGAUGGAAUGUCAAGUGAACUUCACAAAAUGUUUUGAGAAAUUGUUGAGUCAUCACGAUUAUGUCUUUGCUCAGCUGUAGGAUAAUAUACCAAAAAUAUAAAUAAUUGUGAAAUGCAAUAAUUCUUCGAAUUUAAAGGGUUUUAUAAAAUAUUUAAAAAAUAAACGAUCUUUAUGUCAUUUUUAUUCCUAAUACGACACGGAUAGUAUUUUUUUUAAAUGUUAUCUGUUUUCCAAACGUCAAAUUGACGUUUGUAAUAAUCAAAGAGGUCGGUUAUGUUUUAAAUAAUCGUAAUAGAUAAUAGGUAGAUAGAUAUUAAGGACACAUUAUAAGUAUUAUUGAUAGUAAAAAUUUUGUAAUAUUUAUUCUUGUAAGCAAAAUGUAUUUACUUAAAAUUAAUGUAUAUGAUUUGAUCGUAUUUAUUGUGUACCAUUUUUUUUAAAUAUAAAACAGACAAAUUUCAAAGUCGGUUUCGACAGAUCCUAUAAAAAGUAAUAAACAUCAAGAAUAUAAAAUUUUCAAUCAAUGUAAUCCAUUCGGAAUCUAGAUUCUCGUUAGAAUCUAGUAUUUACUCUUUUUGAUCACUCGUACACAUCUAAUGAACUAAAUUUAAAUAUAAUAUGUAUCAACUCGUGUUCUAAUAUUAAUUCACAUUUUGCAAACAAGAUUAAUAAUAUUUUCAAAUCAAUUUUCAAAAUAUAGAAAAUAAGUAUAGUGACUCGUAGGAAUAUUUUUUGUCUGUAUUUAUUUAGUCUAUGGAGAGUGGAAGUGAGGGGAGGUAUCUUGGUGUAAAAAAGUAUUCCCCAAAAUGUAUAAAAUAAAUGUCGCUGCUAGAGUUAGACGGAUAUUUGAAACGCUAACGAUGACGAGAGUGAGACGGAAUUAGAGAGAGAUUUCUAUCAAAUUAUUCUGUUAUACGAAUGAACAAACACAGAUAAUCUCAAGCAAUGUCGUCUAACUACAGCAGCUCCAUUCUAGCGCUUUAUAAAACCAUUUUAUCAUACAUUACGAUGCACACGAUUCGAAUAAAACCUGAUAUGAUAGGCUCUUUACUUCUACACUCUAUAAUUUAAUCUAAGCGCUUGGUUUCGCGACUGGCAGCUCAACCGGAUUAUUGUUUUUUAUAGCCGUUCAUUGCAACCGACACUUGUCUCUGUAUUUUUAGAAAUUACGAUGAAAUGACAAUUUGUGUUUAGUAUUUUAUUUAGAUUUUUCCUUGCCAUAUUUUUUUUUUAAUGUUUUUUUUUUAUAACAGAAUGUCGGUUCUCGAAAUUUUGCUUCAAUAUAUAAAUGUAGAAUUAUGAUAAAACUUUUGUAGACAUUUUCAAUUUUCUAAUAAUGUUUUAACGAUAGUAUUGUCGUAACAAUAAAAUGUAUACUCAAUUCACGAUGACUUUUUAUUUA
Molecule: messenger RNA, 7738 nt
Organism: Nymphalis io (European peacock)
Lineage: Eukaryota; Metazoa; Arthropoda; Insecta; Lepidoptera; Nymphalidae
Gene: alpha-Cat
Product: catenin alpha
Exons: 23
Coding region: 168-2933 (921 amino acids)
Biological process (GO): cell migration; cell-cell adhesion
Cellular component (GO): catenin complex; adherens junction
Molecular function (GO): beta-catenin binding; actin filament binding; cadherin binding
Source: RefSeq, a predicted model, not a curated record